CACCCGCCGUGAUGGUCCGCCGCAGCUCCCAUCAUCCAGCAUAGCACUUAAGAUACGAUGACCACUCAGUACCAGCGAUCUGACCGCCAGAUCACGACAUCUUUAUAAGCCUUGUUUUCUCUUUGCGCAGAUCAGCUCGUAUUCUGAACCGCUCUAAGCCUAAACUUCAUCCUAAACAACGCCUCAACUCCAUACUGUUCCCCCGAUUGGGAACCAUCAUCGCACUCGCCCACGCUUGUCAGCAAUAGUCUCAAAUGGAGUGGGUACGGUGGAGAACGCAGAAUCAUGUUGCGCAGAGGAGUCUAGCAGAGUCAGCUGUUGAAUAAUACCUCGUCGCGCCCUCACCUCAUUCUUCUUGACUCUGGAAUUCACCCGGCUCGCCGCCGCUCAUACCAGCUAACGAUUGCAACGAUGAUGCUCAAACGCGCGCUCACAUCUGUGGUUCUCUUCACGGCCGGGGCCUUCACAGCCACAACGAGUCCAGGCUACUCGUGGAAUAUACCUUCAACAGUCAGCGGAGACUCCCUUUCUUUCGGAGAGCAUUACGCGGUGUUGAAUCUCGAUCUCAUCGAUGCCGUCGUGUCAUAUGUGAACACCACGACCGCAGGAGCGAGCUGGAUCAAGAACACAGCGAGGUGGAUUGACGCCGUCCACAAGCAGUCCCCUCCACCCCUCAGCAUCUUCACCCGGAUCUACUUCGCCAACACGCAGCGCCCCGAGAUCAGCGCCACCGAUCCUUUCGCCCAGGCGGUGUCGCUCCUCGGCAACAUCACCGACUCGAGUCCUCAGGGCCAGCUUUAUUCGGCUUUUCGGCCCCUGGACGACUGGGACGUGGUGUUGCAGAAAGUGCGGUACUACGCGGGGGCGGGUAACUCGCUAGAGGAGAUUCUCGCGAGUCAGAAGAUCGAUACCGUCGUUCUGUCUGGAAUUCGCACAUCGGGGGUAGUGAUUAACACCGCUCUGCGUCUGUUUGAUCUGAAUUACAAGGUAUAUGUCAUCGCGAAUAACACGAUCGAGACUCCUUCGACCUAUGCGCAGCAGAUCCAAGAGACGAUCUUGCAAGGGAUCUUACCAAAUAAUCCCAUCGACGUCAUCACGAUCGAGCAGGCCAUCAGUGCAUUGAACCGGUCGGGUCCGGCUGUCUAUUGA
Messenger RNA from Aspergillus saccharolyticus JOP 1030-1, 1149 nucleotides. RefSeq names its product cysteine hydrolase family protein. The transcript is spliced from 4 exons. The record is from RefSeq and is a predicted model, not a curated record. Bases 412 to 1149 code for a protein of 245 amino acids. NCBI's taxonomy places the organism in Eukaryota, Fungi, Ascomycota, Eurotiomycetes, Eurotiales, Aspergillaceae.